GGCGAAAUGACCACAUAAGGAACUCCCAGUAUCUUGAACUAGAUUGAAACGGCCCGAGUUCUGUUUCAGUACUAUCUCAUUCCUAUAUCUGUUCUGCCUCUCGUGGCCCGAGCUGCACACAGAUCUUUCCGAAAACCGGUACCCAACAGAGAGAUUGACCACAUCACCGCCGAGAUGGCCCUCGGAACCUUGCCUUCCAACGCGGCUCCUUGGGGCCGCUGGCCUCAUCAGCAGCAUGCUAGCACCGAGUGCGACUUGGUGGAAGCCAGCAACAUGGCACCCUACGACUGCCGGUCAGGCACCGUGGCCCCUAUCGCGCGGCCCGAGCUGGGCCAACAGUUCCUUCCAGGGCCCUUCACACCGGCUCCGCCGAUGCACUCUCCAGUCUCUCUACAAUACCAAGUGCCCGUCGCCUAUCCAUCAUUCACACCAUACACGCCCACGCCAGCGCUGAAUGCCCCUUUCCGGCACCGUGAGUCUCUGGAGCACCCGCAGCCGCGUGGUCUGCCUGCGCUACCUGCUGUCGUUGGGGACUUCCAGGGCCGUCAUGAUGCUUUGCAUGAUGAGAGAAGCAUCAGUCCAUCCAUCAAGAGCGAACCCAGGUCGACCGUAGCAGAACCCGCCUCCCCGCACUCAAAGACCAUCGUCCCGAACUUACGGGUACAAGGGGCCCCCGUCUACCAAUUCCACUCUCCUAUAGACAGGCUUGCCAGGGUAAUCGAGAUCAAGCGUGGGAUUCUGGACCCGCCAGAGCACAAGACAACGGGACCGGCAGAAGCAAGUGUCAAGCCAGAGGGAGCUGACACCCAGGAAAGCCACGGCAAGACGAAGCGGAAGCGUUUCUGCUGCGAUAUCCCUGGGUGCAACAAGAUGUUCGCCCAGAAGAAUAACCUGGACACCCACCGACGAGCUCAUACUGGGGAGAGUCCUUAUAUAUGCCCAAUCUGCCGGCACCGUUUCACGCAGACUGUCAACCUCAAGUCACACAUUCGUCGCCAUUUUGGAGACCGGCCUUACAAAUGCCCGCAGUGUCCCAAGGCAUUCUCUCAACCGUCCAACGUCAAGGCGCAUAUAAAGACGCACGAGAGGAGAGAGCUAAGGGCGCAUUGGGUUUGCAGGUUUGAUGGUUGCAAGAAGUCGUUCACUGCGAAGGGCAAUCUCAAGAGCCAUCAAAACACCUAUCACCGCGAGGCCAUCGAAGCCUUCAAUGCUAAGCUCGCUACCAUCGAGGACAAGAGCAUGAUCUCGGAGGAGGACAAAGAGAUGGCGCGGUACAUCGCCGAUGUGCACAACCUCGCCAACAAGGGGAUCAAGGGCCGCGGCAAGGGACGCAAAGUCAAGCGGAUCCUCCCGCACCCACUACCGCAGGCGUCCGCCACUCCCCAUUCGAUCAUCACAACCUCCACCACCCAUUGUCCGAUGCCCCUUGUAGCCCAUGGGCUCCCUCACCUCCAAGCCCCGCCCCAGCAGCAGCCUAUGGCACCUCACGGCCACCACUUUCACGGCUUGAACAGCCCUGCCGCCUACAGCAUAAGCAGGCCAUCCAGCUACCCCUACGGCGUCCCUCGGGAUGCCCAUGGACACGGCAGUUAUGGCAUGCUGGACUCGGACCAGAUCAGCGAGACUAGCAGCCUGCACUCUCCUUCGCCGGUCAUGGAUGUCUUUGGCGAUGAGCAUGACCGAGGAUUGGCAUUUAGCGAACGGAUGUACUGACCAACACUCUACAAGACGAAACGAAGAUUACGGCGGGAGGCUAGUUAGUAGGUGGUUUUCUGAUUCUUGUGUGUUUUGGAUCGGCUGUCUGAACAGUGUGUUGCUUUCUGGUCUCUCUAACUCGACCUGUUGCUUUCCUUAA
This is a messenger RNA of Chaetomium strumarium, 1855 nucleotides long. RefSeq lists its product as uncharacterized. Gene Ontology annotation, biological process: regulation of transcription by RNA polymerase II. Gene Ontology annotation, molecular function: DNA-binding transcription factor activity, RNA polymerase II-specific; RNA polymerase II cis-regulatory region sequence-specific DNA binding. Bases 175 to 1713 code for a protein of 512 amino acids. The record is from RefSeq and is a predicted model, not a curated record. Lineage: Eukaryota; Fungi; Ascomycota; Sordariomycetes; Sordariales; Chaetomiaceae. The transcript is spliced from 3 exons.